Sclerotinia trifoliorum is the source of this 4904-nucleotide messenger RNA. NCBI's taxonomy places the organism in Eukaryota, Fungi, Ascomycota, Leotiomycetes, Helotiales, Sclerotiniaceae. The record is from the annotation of a GenBank genome assembly.
GAUUCCGCUUGCCCUUUGUAAAUAGCAAUGCAGUAUAAUCCCUUUUGUUAAUCUGAUCUUUGUGCUGUCGUAGAGGGAAAUAAUAAAUAGGCGAGUUGGGACGAAGCUUUAAAAGGGGCUGUUUAUUGGUCCAUGAGCUCUUCAGUAAAUUCACUUUUCUCAUUCACUGAUUAGAGGCCACGGAUAUUUAAAUGCUCGAGGCUACUGUAGUAUUUUGUACUCUUAUAUUGAUUGGUGCUCAUGUUCGGUACCAUUCUCGGUGAAGUUCUAUGUUAAAUUGGUUGAUAUUCUCUGCGGAAUAAACAGACCAAAGUUCGGAAAGACAUAACAACUAAGAAAUCUUUCAUUCUACUCAAAACUCUACAAAUCUUUUCAUUUAUUCUCUUCAAGUUCCAUAAAUACAACUAUCAAUCAAUUUGUAGCAUAUUGGUUUUCAUUAAGUACAAAUCCUCUCAAUCUCGAAGUUCGAACUAUCACAAAAUUCUCACAAAAUGGACUUCAGCACUGGCCUAGGGCUAUCAUUUGGCACAGAUAAUAUGGAAUUUGAGAAUCGAGACUUCAAUGAUGAAGAAUCAGAAGAAUUAUUAGAAAAUGACUACCAGGAUCAAAAAAUGGAAGACCAUGGAGGAUCUUCUGGGGACCAAAUGUCUUCUCAAUCUCAAGUUGCUGAUCCAGACGCGACUCCCCGACCAAACUCAUCUAACCAAUUCACCCCAAUCAAUAGAGCUUCAACUGUUGUACCAGUACAACCUUUCAGUCAACCUUAUCGAAAUACUCAACCAGAUGCCCCUUUUCAUCUACUCGGGGAUAAUGCAGAGUUUCAUGGUCAGAUGAAUGCCAAUAUUGGAUCACAGUCAAAUACAUUCAAUCCACAAAUCUCUACACAUGAAAAUUACACAAACAACCUUACUCAAGGAAUCCCUCAAGCUUUGCAAUUUGGUGCCGAUCCUCAGUUCACUGGUCAUCCUCAAUUAGGAUUUCAGAAUAUGUCCACUCAACAUCGAAUGGACAAUGGUUUGGGAAACUCAGGUAUGCACUCUCAGCAGUUUAACGGAAACAAUAAUCUAACUCAUAUGUCUUCUCAAGCUAUGCAGUCGCCAAAUAUUAAGAGAGAGCCUCGGAACAUCCAACAAAUGUCUGGCUAUCCCCCAUUGAACAGCAAUCAGACUUUUGGUGGUCGUGGAAUGAAUCAGAAUGAGCACAACCAACGGACUCCUCGGGUGAAUGAUAGCUUUCCACCUCAUAUUGGCUCUUCAAUGAGAAAUCAAUUUCAACCACAUUUCAACAAUGAAAAUUUGAUACAUGGCAAUCAACUUGGCAGUUCCUCCUUUGGAAUACCAGGAGGCUUGCAUCAAAACAAUCCCCAAUCGCUAGGAAGUUCUCACAUCAAGAAUAAACAAGCACUUCGACCAAACAACCCACUCCAAUCCUCCAACUCAAUGCACAAUAAUGGAGUGAUAGAUACAAACGUCAUCCAGCCUAAACCAGCAAGUCUGACGGAUUAUACUCCUGGCGAGCAAAGAUUCAUGAUUAAAUACAUGAAAGAACAAGGAAUGCGAGUCAGUAGUGCUGCAGAUGUAGAAUCAUUCAUGGAUCAUGUCAAUCUAGUCACGGCGAACUACAAUGCAAGAAAAUCUCAGACGCAAGCAGAGCCCGAGUCAACUGGAUCCUCUCGAGUUUCUUCAACAUCUACUGUUGUUCAUCAUUCUAUAGAAGAGAAUGGAGCUACGAAUCAGGGAAUGGGACAGGGACAACCUUGGGCAAAUCAAUUUAGUCAAGGACGUACUGGCAAUCCGUUUCAAUCUCAAGGAACUGCAGGUUCCGGUACUCAGAUGAAUAAUCAUACUUUACGAUCUGAAUUUCCACCAGUCCCUCCUCACCUCAUUCUCCGAUCUAAUAAUGAUCUGAGUAACCCUAUAUUUGGAGAUCAUCCAAAGGACUACGCUCAGGUGAGCUCGAAUACAACUACACAAUCAGCUCCAAGACCAUUCGUACCUUUAGGUUCAACAACAGUUCAUACUCCACCUACCCAACAGAACAAUGAUGUUCAAAACCAGCAAGGGCAAUCUCAAUUCAAUCACACCAAUAAUCUACAAUCAUCUCGUCCAACAAAUAGAAAUCACUUCUCCCCAAACAGUGGUGGAAUGCCCAUGGGAGGCUCAUCGCAGUUUCAUCACCACGGUCUACCUUCUGAGUACAUACCCCCUUCUGGUUCUCACUUCGAUAAUUUUGCUGACAAUGAUGUCGAAUCAGCCGAGCAGAUUGAAGAGGAUGAGGAGGAUGAACAGCAAGAGGAGGUAUCGAGCUCUGAAUCGCAGGCCGAAGAACAGGAUUACGAGGACCAAGAGGAUUGGGAAGAAGACCCAGAAGACCAAGAGGAACAAGAGGAGCAAGAACAAGAGCAAGAAAGCGAAGUUGAUUCAGACGGUUGGUUAAUUCAUUCCGACGAGAUUCGCUCACCACCACCUAAUAUCUAUCCAAUCCCACUUCCAGCUGGCAUGGCUCGCUCACCCACACCUCGAUUCCCUAGCAAUGAGGUAAACCCGAAUAAUGCACCCAACAAACCACCACCAAUCAUCGGUAGCGGAAAUCGCGUUUGGAGUAUCGCACCGGGUGCCUUUAAUGCAGCGGGAAAUAUCACGGAUUGGGAUAAAGCGAAAAGAAGAGAGGUGGGUGAUGAAUUGGUGUGUGAAUGUAGGGGAUCGUUUCAUAAGGAAGGGAAGGGCUAUUACAUGGUGGAGGAUAGGUCGUUUAUUUGGUGUGAUGCGGGAGAAAGUAUCAAUCAUAAUAGGGAUGAAGAUGAUGGGAGUGAGGAGGGAAGUGAGGAGAAUGAAAAUGGAGAGGAUAGUGAGGAAGAAGAAAUGUUUUCAGGGGUACCAAAAUGGGUUAAGCAGGUUUUGACACAUGGACCGAGGAUCGAUAAGGAUGAGGUGAGGAGGGAGGAAGAGGCUUAUAGGGAGAUGAUGGCACGAAAGGUUAAGGAUAUACUUGCUAGGAAGGCUGCGAAGGAAAGAGGAGAGGAAGUACCAGAGACUUCUGUUAACGAUGGGAAUUUUGAGCCGAUGGGUUUUGAUUCGUGGGUGGAUGAUGCAACAUGUAGUGAUAAGAAUGAAGGAGAUCAGUUGGAACCGAAUGUGGGAGGUAAAGGAAAAAGAAAAGCAAGAGCAACGGAUUCAGAUGAUGAUUUGGAGGGAGAAUCAGCAGCAAAAAAGUGGAAAGGUAAAGGUAAAGCUACGGAAUCAGAUGGAGAGUUGGAUGAGAGAGAAUUGGUGAGGAAAUAUAAGAAUAAGGGAAAAGACCAAGGCCUCGAGCUACCGAAGGGCAUGGACGUAGAUGAUCUUCUAUUUGGAGAGUCUGGAGAAACAGCACGUUUAGCGGAGGAAUUAGGUCUUGAACCACAAGAUAAUGUCAAGGAGAUGAACGAUGAUGCUAUCCUUCAGAACGACGUCGACAAAACCACACAGGAGUCUAACAACCUACAAGUCGAAAACGAUCCUGCGAUUCCGGAUCCUGAACUCGCAGCUACUGGUAUCGUCUUGCCAGCUUCUUUCUAUCUCCCUUCAAACUCCAAAUUCGAAGAAGAAAUCGAAGAAAUCCCUAGACAAGCACCAUAUCUAUCCAGAAGAAACGAAGGACCCUUCAAUAUCUUCCAAUCCCUCCUUCUAACCCCGGAAAUCAUACUCGAACUCAUGCGUCAUCUCUCUCCCAAACAGCUUCUCAACCUGUACUGUCUAAGUCGACGCUUCAACGAAAUUCUCUCCGGCUGGAUGGCACAUUCUAUCCAAAGCAUCGUCAAAUACCAAGCACCAUUCAGCUAUAAAACCUACCCCUUCUUUCUAUACCGCGAACUCAGCAUCCCAGAUCCACUCGGCCAACUCAACAACUCGGGACAAAUCCGUCGCGUCCCAGGCCUAAAAUACCAUCAAAUGGUUCUGCACCGCGUGCGCGCCGUAAGGGACAUCCUCGCUGCCCUCGCACGACAACAUCUACGCUGUCCCCCAGACACCAACAAAUCCCUCAAAAAAGUCUGGUUCCUAAUGGAUAUCUCCACGACCCUCGAUCGCGUGCGUUUAAUGCACAAUCGGGAAUUCUUCACCGAUCAGGAUCUCUACAAUAUUCAACUCUUUAUCGUGAAACUCGAUAUGCGAUUUAAUGAUCCGACCGACGGACCCGGUUCCGACAUGUUGCGCAAAUUAAUGCUAGGACAACGGGGUCUUUCCCCACUUUGGCGUUUAUUGACGCGCACGGGGUUUAGGGAUCUCUAUGAAUUACAUUCGUAUAGUGUUCGCUAUAGCUAUACACCAAUGAUACAAGUUGAAGAUCUGCAGGAGGGAAUGUUUGGAGUGCCAGCGCAGGAAAUAGGACGCGCGCAUCUAGAAGGGUGGGGAAGGGGCACCAUGCAUUUAAUGCGUAUUGAUGAGCUUGUGAUGCGUGAAGCGGCGAGGAGGGAAUUAGGGUUUAAGGAACAUAUUUUUAUGAUGUUUUUGUGGGGGUAUGUGGAUCCUUUGACGGGGGAGAAUUUGAGUCCGUCCAGUGAGGAAUUGUAUAUGAGUGAUGGGGAGGGGGAGGAGAUACCGGUGGAGGAUGUGUGGGAGGGGACGGGGAUGAAUAUGGCGAGGUUGGAGGGGUUGGUUUUGGGGAGGGAGGAGAGUAGUGAGGAGGAUGAAGAGGGAGAAGAGGAUGGUGAAGAGGAUGGUGAAGAAGAAGAAGAAGAUGAUGAUGAUUGGGAAGAUGAAUUUGAAAAUGACAGGUUUGAAGAUUCUGAAUUUCAGGAAAGACGACAACUUUGGUCGUAGUCUCCUAGAUUGGGUUGAUUGGAUGGGAUAUAGUAUUCGAGACUUUCAGAGUGAAUGCCUUUAGGCUACUAGGUAAAGAGAGUAUAUGCUUUCGUCUGUCGAGUAUUU